CCAGAACCAGAACCACAGCCUCCGCGUCCUCACCGCGGCCUGCGCCUGUGAGUUCCUCGGGGGCCUCCGCGUCCCCCCGAACAGCACCGCCUGCGCCGCGAUGCUGCAGGGCUGCGGCGGCGGCGGCGGCGGCGUGGCCGUGGCCGUGGCGCUCUCCCUGCUGCUGCUGGCGGUCGCCGGCGGGGUGGGGUGCGUCUGGCACUGGAAACACCGGGGCCGGGCCCCCCUCGCGCUCCCGGGGUUCCUGCGGAGGAGGCGCCGGCGGAGGGACUAUUCCAAGACGCUCUCCGCGGGCCCCCAAGGCGUCAGCGCCAAGGCCCCCGCCCCAGCCCCCCACCCCGGGGCCGGGGAGGCGGACCCCCAGGACCACUACGAGAACCUGCCCGCGGGGGGCCCCGGCGCCCCGGGGCUGUACGAGAACGCGCGGCGGGGCCCCUGCGAGGAGCACGUCUACGGGAACGAGGCCGCGGGCGACUAUUACAACUUCCACGCGCCCGGGGCCCCCGCGAGCCCGCAGGACGAGGACAUCUACAUCCUCCCAGACGCCUACUGA
This is a messenger RNA of Eptesicus fuscus (big brown bat), 553 nucleotides long. RefSeq names its product GRB2 binding adaptor protein, transmembrane (gene GAPT). The coding region runs from base 101 to 553 and encodes 150 amino acids. The transcript has a single exon. NCBI's taxonomy places the organism in Eukaryota, Metazoa, Chordata, Mammalia, Chiroptera, Vespertilionidae. The record is from RefSeq and is a predicted model, not a curated record. Gene Ontology annotation, cellular component: membrane.